Molecule: messenger RNA, 8312 nt
Organism: Nerophis ophidion (straightnose pipefish)
Lineage: Eukaryota; Metazoa; Chordata; Actinopteri; Syngnathiformes; Syngnathidae
Product: zinc finger and BTB domain-containing protein 5
Exons: 5
Coding region: 355-2490 (711 amino acids)
Biological process (GO): regulation of transcription by RNA polymerase II
Cellular component (GO): nucleus
Molecular function (GO): RNA polymerase II cis-regulatory region sequence-specific DNA binding; DNA-binding transcription factor activity, RNA polymerase II-specific; protein binding
Source: RefSeq, a predicted model, not a curated record
UAAGAGUGACAUCUAGAGGCGGGAGGAUGGACGGAAGUGCAUGCAGUCACCCCAUCGAGGUCAUGAGCACAGCGCCGCCCCGCGAGUCUGCUCGGAAGAUCUGUCUGAGGAGGACAAUUUAGUAGAAUGACGGCACAUUUCCUUCAUAUACUCAAUUUUCAUCUGUAGUUAUUAUUCUUCGUGCAUACUUCUGGCAGGACGAGACUAUAAGCAGCCAGUGAAGACAAGAGUGCACAUCGUUGGCUCUCCCCCGCAGCCCAGAAGGCAACACAAGUACACCCGGGGGACGUGUGGAUCCUGGAGUCUGACGAACCCAAAUGAAAGAAGAAGUGUAAAGAAAUAAAAAGAAGGAGAAUGGACUUCCCAGGCCACUUUGAGCAAAUCUUCCAGCAGCUCAAUUACCAGCGUCUGCACAGUCAGUUGUGUGAUUGCGUCAUCGUGGUGGGCAAUCGACACUUCAAGGCCCAUCGCUCCGUGCUAGCGGCCUGCAGCACCCACUUCAGAGCCCUGUUCACGGUCACGGAGGGAGACGCCAGUAUGAAUAUGAUCCAGCUCGACAGCGAGGUGGUGACAGCGGAGGCGUUUGCGGCGCUGGUGGACAUGAUGUACACCUCCACCCUCAUGCUGGGAGAGAGCAACGUGAUGGACAUCCUGCUGGCCGCCUCCCACCUGCACCUCAACAACGUGGUGAAAGCCUGCAAGCACUACCUGAUCACGCGCACCCUGCCUGCGUCUCCGCCCCGCGACAGACCGGCCCCUCCCCGCCAGCAGCAGGAGCAGCGGCACCGGCAGCAGGCGGGCGAGAGCGCCGCCUCGGCCGCCAACGCCAACCUGGCCUCCAACGCCGCCACCUCCAAGCUGCAGCGAUCCUUCCUGCUGCAGCAGCUGGGGCUCAGUCUGGUUAGCUCCGCUCUGGGCGUGAUGGAGGAGGACCAGGCGGUGGAGCAGAGAGCCCCCUUCCCCGUCCGCCGCUUCCACAAGCGCAAGCCCUCCCUGGGAGCGAACGAGGAGCCGCCCAGGCAGAGGCAGCCCGGGCGGCCCUCCGCACCCAACUUAGGGCUGCUGUCGCAAGGCCGGGAAGAAGGAGGGCUUCUGUCGCCCGACUCCCACAAAAUGGGGGAGCACUCCACUUUGGAGGUGGGCGGACUGUGCGCCCCGCAGGACGACCCCCAGAUGCCGAGUCAGUCGGAUGGCGGGCGCUGCGAGGGGGAGGACUCAGGGAGGCUGCAGGCAGGGGUGGGCAAGGAGGAGGACAUGGAGGACGGAGACCCCCAGGGCAACAGAGCGGGGAUGAAGAUCAAGUCAGGAGGCGAGGAGGAAGAGGGGGCGGACGAACACAAGGUUCUGGUCAAACAGGAGCCGCUAAGUUCACCCGAGCCGGCGGACGAAGUCAGCGACGUGACGUCGCAGGCGGAAGGCAGUGACCCGGCUGAGCCUGCGGGCGGGGAGGAGGCGGAGAAAGUGGAGCUGAGCCCGGAGAGCAGCGACGACCGCGGCUUCAAUCCAGAACCGCAGCCCAGCUCCGACUCGCUGCUGCAAUCCGGCUCGCAGCUCCUCCUCAAGGCCAGCAUGGGAGGAGGGGGCGGGGCUGGCUUCAGGUGCAGCAACGGCGUGGACAGCAAACCCGACUUCAUUGUUUCCAGCUUCCUGAGUCCGAAGGAUUUCGGGAGUGGCAGCGGCGGAAGCUUGAUUGGUGGCGAGGAUGACCUUCCCAACACCACCACCGGGGAAGCUGUGGCCCAUAACUUCCUGCUGAGGCAGGAGGCGCCUGGAAUCCCCGGUUCAACGCCGUCCUCCCUGCUCCAGUCUGACGGCGAAGGCCGUGCUCAGUUCAGAGAGAACAUACAAGCCGAUUCUCUUUUCCUUCACCCGCUGCAUGACGGUUUUGGGCACCAUAGAGGAAGUGGUGGCAAUGGAGGGCGGGGAGGGAUCGAUUCUUUUAGUUUGGACUUCCAGCGCUCCAGUCUGGGGUUACAUUCCUUAGGACGGCCCACGCGUAGCGCCGGUGGGCCGACCCCCGGCGUCCUGGGAUACCCGGGCUACAGACGCGUCACCCCGAAGAUGACCAACGGCGCGGGGCGGGAGGAGGGCGGCGUUCUCCAGGACUCCGCCUCUUCCUCGUCCAGCCUGGCGAGCCCCAUGCUCCUCGGCGAGGGCUCCGGGUACAACGCGCCGGGCGGCCGGCCCACGUCCCUCCCGCCACAGCUCACCCGGGCCUCGGCGGACGUGCUGUCCAAGUGCAAGAAGGCCCUGUCGGAGCACAACGUCCUGGUGGUGGCGGGCGCUCGCAAGUACGCCUGCAAAAUCUGCUGCAAGACCUUCCUGACGCUGACCGACUGCAAGAAACACAUCCGCGUCCACACGGGGGAGAAACCCUACGCAUGCCUCAAGUGUGGGAAGCGCUUCAGCCAGUCCUCACACCUGUACAAGCACUCAAAGACCACUUGUCUACGCUGGCAGAACAGCAACAUGUCCAACGCCCUCCCUUAGAGCUCCUCGUCUUGCAAACGCAAUCGAACGGAGGAUGCUUGAAGGGGAGAUAAUGGCCAAGAAGUAACCCUCAAAUGGACCCAUAACUUAAGGCAACAUACCUACCUAUGGCAGGAGUGUCCAAACCACAGCUCGCGGGCUAAUUGUUCGGUUUGACCCGUUAAACAUCCCACGCUCAAUAGGAAAUCUGACCUAAUUUCAAAGCGUUUUCUUUAUUUUAAUGACUAUUUAUUUACAUUGUAGAUUGUCACGGAAGGCAUCAAAAAUAUGAAUGAACACACGUGGAGUUAUGUACAAACCCAAAAACCAGUUACGUUGGCACGUUGUGUAAAACGUAAAUAAAAAGAGAAUACAAUGAUUUGCAAAUCCUUUUCAACUUACAGUAUAUUCCAUUGAAUAGACUGCAAAGACAAGGUAUUUAAUAUUCAAACUGAGAAAAAUAAUCAUUAACUUAGUAUUUAAUGGCCACAACACAUUGCAAAAAAAGUUCUGGGUGUUGUUGAUAAAUGGCUUUCGCUCUGCAUAGUAGAGUUUUAACAUAUGUAGCGACCAACUGUAGUUACUGACAGUGGUUUUCUGAUGUUUUUGUGGCGAUAUGCUUUACACACUGAUGUCGCUUUUUGAUGCAGUACCACCUGAGGGAUCGAAAGUGAUUUCUCCAGAUUCUCUGAACCUUUUGAUGAUAUUUCAGACCAUAGAUGGUGAAAUCCCUGAAUUCCUUGCAAUAGCUGGUUGAGAAAUGUUGUUCUUAGACUGUUGGACAAUUUGCUCACGCACUUUUGGACAAAGUGGUGACCCUCACCCCGUCCUUGUUUGUGAACGACUUAGCAUUUCACGGAAGCUGCUUUUAUACACCAUCACGGCACCCACCUGUUCCUAAUUAGCCCGUUCACCUGUGGUAUGUUCCAAAUAAGUGUUUGAUGAGCAUUCCUCAACUUUAUCAGUCUUUUUUGCCACCUGUGCCAGCUUUUAUGAACCAGGUCGCAGGCAUCCAAUUCCAAAUGAGCUAAUAUUUGCAAAAAAUAAAGUUUACCAGUGCUAACAUGAAAUAUCUUGUCCUUGCAGUCUAUUUAAUUGAAUAUCGGUUGAAAAGGAUUUGUAAAUGAUUGUGUUUUGUUUUCAUUUACCCUUUUCACAACGUGCCAACUUGGGCUUUUGCCCCCCCCAGCCAAAGAGUUUCAUCCCCCAAGUCACAGUUUCGACAGCCCUGCCCUGUGGGUGAUGCCCUGACACUGUCAAAAUCAGGACGGUGGUUCUGAUAUCUUGCCUGACCACGUUUGCACCUUUGGACUUUUGUUUACAGGUGGGACUUUUCUUUUACCCCCCCCCCCCCCCCCCCCACACACACACACACACACACCGGUGCACUUGGAGGGCGCAUGUAAAGGUGUGAGGUAAAACGCACAGCAAGUUGAGGCCUUUUCGUUUCUUGUCACAAAACACUGGAACAUGGGUCCAAAUGCACCUUAUAAUGUGUGUUCGGGGGGCAUGACUGCUAAAAAGAAGUUUUUUGUUUUUUAUUUCAAAUAUUGGACAUUGUGGUUUAACAUAGUUAUUUUUUCAAAGGAAAAGUAGAUGUGUAUGUUGACGGCAGGGAUGGGUACUGAGUCCCACCCCAAUUCACCUCAAAUCCCACAGUGCCAUGUUUCAGUACCUGGGCGGCUGACUCUUUGCACUUUGGUACUUGGCGGUCUCUCCAGCAGCACUGAGAGCUAGCACAGUCGAACUACCUCGAGUUAAUGUUGCAAUUUUUAACACCAACAAAGAAAUUGACUCAACAAAAAAAUGCUCCGACGUAAGUUAAGUCAGGCUCCAAAAAAGUGCGAUUCUGAUAUUAAUGUACUGUACAUUGUUUUUUAAGUGCUACAGGCUGCCAUUAGCAAAUUUACAUGGCGAUUUCGACAACCUCCCAAAUUUGAAAACUACAACGAAGAUGGACGAUAAAACCAAACAGCUGGUGCGUAAAAAAGUGCAAUACUUACAUCGUGGAUGUCAAACUCUUUUUAGAUAGGGGGGGCCACAUGGAGCUAAAUCUACUACUCCCAAGUGGGCCGGACUGGUAAAAUCACAGCACGAUAACUUAAAAAUAAAGACAUCUUCAGAUUGUUUAAAAAUAGAACAAAUUUACAAUAAUAAUGUUGUUGUUGUUGUUUUUAACACUUAUAUGUUGCGGUUAAUUUGUCGUUUUUUAUAUUUUCCGAAUAAAUUACGUGAUAAUGUUCAUCAUUCAACUCAUUGCUGUUAAUUUUCAAUCUAACGAGGAAAAAAAAUAUCAAAAUCAAAUUGCAGGAUGUUAUUUGUGUAGUUUGAUCAUUUUUCUUGACUGUCUAGUACUAGCAUCAUGUGGUUUAUUUUCUAUAUACGUAGCAUCAUCUAUAAAUACACAAAAAAUUGCUAUUGCAAUAUCCGGUUAACACAUUUAGAACUGCAGUUUUUAUUUCAUUCAAACAUCUCAGGUUCAUUUUUAUACUUAGCAAACUCAUCCCGCCGGCCGAAUAAAACCUGUUUGAGGGCCUGAUCCGGAACAUUUGACACCCCUGACUCACAGUAUUAACACCUUGUAGGGUGCAAGAGACAGCCAUGAUUAAAAAAAGUUGCAAUAGAAAUUGGUUUUAUUAUCAAAAACACACACAAAAGAACGGACAAUUGGUACCGUUGAGUAUCUGUAGUGAUUCCCAGGUGCCGGUAAUCGGUACCGUAUCGGUCCAAAUGUGAACGGUACCCAUCCCUAGUGCUCCUUGUUUCUUGUCAGUGCUUGGAAACGUGUUUGAUGCAUCUCAUAUCGCACCUACUGUGUCUCAUAUGGACACGUAUGCGUGGUUUUUGAGGUGGGGAAACACUCGCUCUGAAUGAUUUGAACUUCUGUUUCCGUGCCAGUGUGGUACAUCGAAUUGGGAGGGAUACUUUCGCCCCCAAGAGAGGCCACGGUGUGGCGUUAUAGCUCAACUUCCUGCAGCUUCUGCUUCAAAUCCUUAUGUAAGACAAGGACACGCGUGUUUUUCUUUUUUAUUCAUUCUAAGUCGUAAAGAAGUGCUAGCAGAAGUCAGCUAACAAUGUGGUUGCUUUAUUUAGCCUAAAAGCGCUCUUAAAAACCCCCACUGUAAGUAAGUUAUGUAGUAACAUUCAUAAUAACAUGUAUUGACGUAUUUUGCUCAUUUUAAACAUAGGGUGGCGUAUUAAUUUCCCAGAUGUAUCACAAUGUUUGUUUUUCUUUUCAACAACACUACUAAUCAUGGCAGACUUCAUGAGAGACAACAAAGACUACUUUGAGACAAAUCAUGAUCCAGAAACUUCUACUUUUUGAGGCUGAAAAUAGGGAGGAUGACCUACAAGUUUUAAAAGAUGCAGCUUUAUUCAAACACUAAACAUCAUUUAGCAGCAUAGCUUAGUGCUAAACAAGAUAUACGAACAUAAUAAAACACACACUCACUGUACAAUGUCUGCUGUCACUGGGAUAUAGACCGAUGGGAUGUUUAUAUCUUCCCAUUUACAUGAACAAUUCAUCAUAGUAUUCAAAAAAAAGGUAGCUGCAAAUGUUUUUCCUGCUUCUAAGUCGGAUGUCAAAGUUGACCAACCUACGGGUUUAUGUCCGCGACCUACUAUCCAGGUGAGAGGCAUGAUAUAUAAUCUAGAAUUAACUUUCCCCAACUCCGAGGCGAUGCAGCAGCUCAAAUAGUUUGUCUGCGUUAGCACUUAUAAUAACAAUAUCGCUGUUGAUAUUCGGUUCACGACAUGUAAAUGGAGUAUUGUUGGGGCUUUUUGGAUGUUUUCAGAGGGUUUUAUGGGCGAUUGUGUACUCCCGAUUAGCUGCAUUGUUAGCCACCUCGUACUAGCCAUAUUUUACGACUUAGAAUGCAUUAAAAAAAUGACAACAUAUGUGUUUGUGUCCUAUGAAUGGCUAAAUUCCCCCCAAAAAGUACAGUUCCCCUUUUAACUUUCUUUCCACAACAAAAUAGCGCCUGUUUGUCAAUUUAAUUAUGAGCGCCAUCCCCGUACUGUGCGCAAAAAGUGGCAGAGUAGUUUUCAAUUAUCAAAAAUUACCUGCCAGAUGUGGAAAUUUUACAUAUUUUUUUUCCAAAGAAAAAUCUGAGGAAUUGUUCAUGUUGGGUUUGUGCGAGGCUCGUGACAAAAUAGCCAUGAGAAGGUUGUUCCAUGUUCAAAUACAAGAAGGAAUGAUUGAUAUUAAUGACGCCUGGUGUAAAUAGUAGCAAACGGCAGUAUUCACACCACAAUGACCUUAUCAAAUAGUCAUGUUUACUCACUCUCAUGACUAAACACUCACCCCGUCAUUUCUGUUUGACGUCUUCAUUUAGUGUUUUGGGAGUAAGUCGUAUCAAAAUAGUAUGGGUCCAAACUAUUCUCUCCCGUCUUGAUGUUAAAUAUCUGACAGUAUAGAUGAGGCAGUUUUGUCGCCAGCUGUUGGACAAGGUGAAUAUCUAAGAUAACGACUGUUAAAGGCACGUUGAAGUGUCAGCAGCACAGCAUUUUGAUAUAUGACCCAAUCCAAACGAGCUGCCCGGUUAAUGGCGCAAGUAAACCGACACAAAAAGUCAACACAUGGUUACACACAAUGCUUUGUGGGUAUUAUAUAAAAAAAAAUGUCCAAGAACAACACAUAAUUAAAUAUCCAUAUACGUGUGUAUGUAUAUAUGUAUGUGUGUGUAUAUAUAUAUAUAUAUAUGUAUAUAUAUAUAUAUAUAUAUUUAUAUAUAUAUAUAUAUAUAUAUACACACACACACACACGUAUAUAUACAUGUGUGUAUAUAUGUAUGUAUAUAUGUAAAAACAAUAUGCAUAUAUAUGUAUAUAUGUGUGCGUGUAUAUGUAUAUAUGACAGUGUAUAAUAUACACAUGUAUAGGGUAUGUGUGUGUACUGUAUAUACAUAUAUAUACAUAUUUGUAUAUAUUUAUGUCUAUAUAUGUAUGUGUGUAUAUAUGUAUGUACAUUCAGUAUAUAUAUGUAUAUAUACACAUGCACAUUUCAAUGUGUGUGUGUAUAUACAUAUAUAUAUGUAAUGUGUGUGUAUAGAUAUAUAUAUAUAUACUCAUAUAUUUAUAUAUGUAUAUAUGUGUGCGUGUGUAUAUAUGACAGUGUAUAUACACAUAUGUAUAGGCUAUAAGUGUGUGUGUGUGUGUGUGUAUAUAUGCAUACAUAUUUGUACAUAUGUAUGUAUAUAGUUUUAUAUAUGUAUAUAUUUGUAUUUAUAUAUGUCUAUAUAUGUACAUACAUAUAUAUGUAUGUACAUGUAUGUAUGUAUGUAUAUAUAUGUACAUGUAUGUUUAUAUGUAAGUAUAUUUGUAUGUACAUUUGUAUGUAUGUAUGUAUAUAAAUGUGUAUGUGUACAUAUAUAUAUAUAUAUAUAUAUAUUUGUAUAUAUGUAUAUAUAUUUAUUAUAUAUAGAUAUAUAUGUUAUUUAUUUAGCCGAAGAUGGCCCCCAAUUAAAAUAGUUUGGACACUCCCAGUCUAAAAACACGGUUUUCUACUAAAUUAAUUCCUCGGGGAGAACAGAACUUGUACAAAUGCAGUUGACAUUACGACGUGACGCUUCCACUCGCUCGCCACCCACUCUUACCCGACACACACAACCGAUCAGACGUGUUGGUGCCGUCCACUUCCUGUUGAAAGGAUGGUUCCAUAACAAACAUUCUGAACAAAAGAUGCACUUCUCGCCAAAGAAAUGCCUACGUUGAUUGCUCAAGUUGCUGCCUUAUGUCUUUUCGCUUCUAAUCCUGUUUUGCUAACAUGGAGUAGCCACCACACCAAAGAGAGUGGUAGUCUCUUAAAUUGUUGCACCGACUGAAUUAAAAACACCAGAAAAAUG